Molecule: messenger RNA, 806 nt
Organism: Mangifera indica (mango)
Lineage: Eukaryota; Viridiplantae; Streptophyta; Magnoliopsida; Sapindales; Anacardiaceae
Product: protein FMP32, mitochondrial-like
Exons: 7
Coding region: 1-672 (223 amino acids)
Cellular component (GO): mitochondrion
Source: RefSeq, a predicted model, not a curated record
AUGGCUCUCUGCAAGCGCAUGGUUAAAUUGGUUACGGAUUCUGGUAUUUGUUUCACCAACUUUGACUUGAGUUGCUCUAGCAAGAUUGAUUACAGAAACAUGUCACAACUCCUUAAAUCUAAUGGAAAUCGUGCCUUUCUUGUUGAUACAUUGCAACUGGUUAGGGGCUUAGAAGCUACAGGCUUGCCAUCGAAACAAGCUGAGGCACUAACGGCUGCAAUUACUGAAGUUUUAAACGACAGUUUCGAGAAUCUGGCUCACUCUGUCGUUUCUAAGGCAGAAAUGCUAAAAACUGAGAUGGCUCAAGAAUCAAAUCUCUCAAAGUUUAAAUCUGAAGUGCAAAGUUUGCAGGAACAUCAUUUUUCUUUGGUCCAACGUGAUUCUGAGAAGCAUCGAAGCGACAUAGAGAAAAUGCGCAGUGAACUUAGGUAUGAGAUCGAUAAGGUCACUGCUGGGGUGCGCUUGGAUUUGAAUCUUGAAAAAGGGCGUAUAAGAGAUGAGCUUGCCAACCAGAAAGCAGAAACCACUAACCUUACAAAUAAGCUAGACAGGGAAUUUCAUGCUUUAAGAGCCCAGGUGGAAGCAGCUAAAUAUGAUGUGAUCAAGUACUGUAUAGGCACCCUGGCCUCAAUAUCUGCAGUUGGGCUUGCAAUUGUCCGUAUCUUGAUGUAGAGUUACAUUCGGUGAGGCAAUUUUCCGCAGAAACACUCAUUUUUAUUCUUUUCUUGCAACUUACUGAAUAAAUAGACUGUCGGAUACAUUCGGUGAGGCGAUUUUCCGCAGAAACACUCAUUUUUAUUCUUUUC